This is a messenger RNA of Puccinia triticina, 1629 nucleotides long. RefSeq lists its product as uncharacterized. Lineage: Eukaryota; Fungi; Basidiomycota; Pucciniomycetes; Pucciniales; Pucciniaceae. The coding region runs from base 1 to 1629 and encodes 542 amino acids. The record is from RefSeq and is a predicted model, not a curated record. The transcript has 10 exons. Gene Ontology annotation, molecular function: ATP hydrolysis activity; ATP-dependent protein folding chaperone; ATP binding. Gene Ontology annotation, biological process: protein folding. Gene Ontology annotation, cellular component: chaperonin-containing T-complex.
AUGGCUGAAGCAAUGUAUGCCACUGAUGAAUAUGGGCGCCCGUUCAUCAUCAUCAAAGACCAGGGUACCAAGACUAGAAGCCAUGGGAUCGAAGCCAUCAAGUCUCACAUUCUAGCCGCCCGAACAGUGUCAAAUAUACUCAAGACUUCCUUAGGACCCCGCGGAUUGGAUAAGAUCUUGAUAUCACCCGACGGAGACAUCACCGUUACGAAUGAUGGUGCCACCAUCCUUGGUCAAAUGGAAGUCGAACACCAAAUUGCCAAGCUGAUGGUACAACUCUCUCAAUCCCAAGACAAUGAGAUUGGGGAUGGUACCACUGGAGUAGUAGUCCUCGCGGGUGCCUUACUAGAGGAGUCGGAGGCCUUGCUCGAUCGAGGUAUUCACCCUAUCAGAAUAGCCGAUGGAUUCGAGAAGGCCUGUAAUGUGGCAGUCCAGGAACUUGAUCGAAUCAGUGCCAAGCUGGAAUUCAGUAAAUCGGACACAAGCCAGUUAGAGAAAGUCGCCGCCACCAGUCUAGGUAGCAAAAUUGUCUCUAAAUCAGGUGAUCUAUUCCCCAAGAUUGCAGUCGAAGCAGUCUUAUCGGUUGCAGACCUCGAGCGAAAAGACGUCGACUUCGAACUAGUGAAAAUCGAUGGAAAAGUUGGAGGCUCGUUGGAAGAUACGCGCUUGGUCAAGGGUGUGAUAAUCGAUAAAGACAUGUCCCAUCCCCAAAUGCCCCGAAACCUCAAAGACUGCAAGUUGGCUAUUCUCACCUGUCCGUUCGAGCCUCCCCGACCGAAGACAAAGCACAAACUUGACAUCACAAACGCCGAACAAUACAAGAAACUCAUGGGAUACGAACAGGAGGUCUUCCUGCAAAUGAUCAAGCGGCUCAAGGAUUGUGGCGCUAACUUGGUCAUCUGUCAGUGGGGCUUUGACGACGAGGCAAAUCAUCUCCUGCUACAGAAUAACCUACCUGCUGUACGAUGGGUCGGGGGACCGGAUAUUGAGUUGAUUGCCAUUGCUACCAAUGGUCGGAUUGUACCUCGAUUCGAGGAUCUCACUGCUGCCAAGCUCGGAAGUGCUGGAGUGGUUCGAGAGAUUGAUUUCGGGACAACGAAGGAGAAGAUGCUGGUAAUCGAGGAAUGCGCCAACUCAAGGGCAGUCACUGUAUUCAUCAGAGGCAGUAACAAGAUGAUCGUCGAGGAGGCCAAACGGGCUUUACACGAUGCUCUUUGUGUGGUCCGGAACUUGGUUGUUGAUGAUCGGGUAGUCUACGGCGGGGGUUCGGCCGAAAUUGCCUGUUCGAUUGCUGUGGCUAAGGCUGCUGAUGAGAUCCCAUCGAUUGAGCAAUACGCCAUGCGCGCAUUCUGUUCAGCAUUGGAUGCAGUACCGCUCGCCCUGGCGGAAAACUCGGGCCUUUCGCCCAUCGAAACCCUUGCGGAAAUCAAGAGUCGACAGAUCGAAGAGAAGAACCCCAACCUUGGGAUCGAUUGCGUCGGAUUGGGAACAAAUGACAUGAAAGAUCAGUUCGUUAUCGACCCCCUAAUAUCCAAGCGACAACAAUAUUUGCUGGCUACUCAGCUCGUCCGCGCCGUGCUCAGGAUUGAUGAUGUCAUUCACAGUCACGAUGUUGGAGGAGAAUACUAA